Molecule: messenger RNA, 577 nt
Organism: Homo sapiens (human)
Lineage: Eukaryota; Metazoa; Chordata; Mammalia; Primates; Hominidae
Gene: PRAMEF22
Product: PRAME family member 22
Biological process (GO): positive regulation of cell population proliferation; negative regulation of cell differentiation; negative regulation of apoptotic process
Cellular component (GO): Cul2-RING ubiquitin ligase complex
Source: RefSeq, marked inferred
CAGGUGCCUCAGGAGCCCGUUGGAGACAUUGGCAUUAACUUAUGGCUUCCUAGAAGAAGAGGACUUGAAAUGCCUGCCCCGGUACCCAAGUCUCAGUCAACUGAAGCAGCUGAAUCUGAGUCAUGGUGCACUGCGCUUCAUCCGUCUUGAGCCCCUCCGAGCUCUGCUAGAGAAAGUUGCUGCCACUCUUCAGACCCUCUUCUUAGUGGACUGUGGGAUUGGGUACUCCAAACUCAGGGUCAUCCUGCCUGCCCUGAGCCGCUGCUCCAACCUCACCACUUUCUGUUUUCACGGCAAUGACACGUCCAUGGAUGCUCUGAAGGACCUGCUGCGCCACACAGGCAGGCUGAGCAAUUUGAGCCUGGAAACAUAUCCUGCCCCUCGGGAGAGUCUUGACAACAGGGGUCGUGUCAUUUUGGAGCUCCUCACCCCACUUCAGGCUGAGCUGAUGCGUAUACUGAGGGAAGUAAGGGAGCCCAAAAGGAUCUUCUUUGGUCCGGUGUCCUGCCCUUGCUGUGGCACUUCGCCCACUGAGCAACUGGAGUUCAAUUUUUGCUUGUGGGGAAGGCCUGCCUAG